GCAGAUUGCUGUCGAAAAAAAAAGUUGAAUCCUCUCACUUCAUGCGAGUAGAUACUGCCUAAAGAUUCACUAUCCGCCAUCCUCAAUGAUCAGCACCAAUGGAUUAAUUACCCAUUGGUGAUAUUUGUUUCUCGUUGCCGACUUCUCUUGUUCAUCAAGUUCGUUGUUAUCAGAGGCAUUUCGUCGAGCACGUUGUGUGUAUAACAACUUGACGCCAUGGAUGUGGAUUCAAAGCCUUCCAUGGAGGAAACUAUUUUGGUGGGGGAUGAUCUGAUGAUGGGACCCCCCUCACCCAUUAUUCCACCUGAAAUAGCGUCUCACGUGCUCGAAGGUGUUGAUUUGUGUGAUGGGAUGUUGCGGAAUCUAUUUCUAUGCUUACAGAUUAAUGAUAUUGAGCCAUUCUGUCAAGACGAGAUUGCCUUGUAUCGGCAGUGCGCAGAGAGGAGGGAUAAGGAACUUAGAGAACGGCUUCAAGAUAGUGAGCGGCGAUUAGGGAUGUCUAUGCCUUUAGAGCUAGCAACUGAAAGAACUAAGCAAUUGGAAUCAGAAGCAACAUCGUUGGAGAGACGCUUUAUUUUGGCAAGUGGCGUUCAAGGCAUGGAGGGGUUUCGACAAAGAUGGAGUCUUCAUGGUCGCCUUACUGAUACAAAGAAGCGGCUCGAAGCCCUGAAGCAAGGAAUGGAGAAUAAAAAGAAAGAUGAAUCAGUUGGAGAAAUAACUACAAAAAAGAGAUGGUUCUUAUGGUGAAGCAAGGAAGGAAUAUUCCUUAAUUUGAGGUUAAUUUAUUUUCUCACCUCCAUGCUUUCGUAGCUCAACCAAGUCUUUUGAAAUAUGAUUUUCAUUUAUUAUUUAUUGUAAUAUUUGGAUUGAACCUUCAAUCUCCAGGAAGUCGCCUCGCAUAAACAAAAACGUUUUACAAGAGUACGAACUAUAUAAAAAAAAUGGCUCCUUUAUACUGUGAGAUUUUGAUAUGAUGAUGAAGUUUUCUUUAGAUAUUUUUUUUCCGGAUAUAUCUUUUGGGAUUGACGACGUUUGUUUACAGAAAAAGGGGGAGACCAUCUCCGAGGUCUCCGAAAAAUGUUACAACAUUUUUUUGCUUAA
Erythranthe guttata (spotted monkey flower) is the source of this 1101-nucleotide messenger RNA. Lineage: Eukaryota; Viridiplantae; Streptophyta; Magnoliopsida; Lamiales; Phrymaceae. The record is from RefSeq and is a predicted model, not a curated record.